UUCUCUCUUUUGAAAUCCCACUUAUAAGCCAUGCCAUCAUCUUUCUCUUCUUCAAUCCAUCCCUCUUGUCAAUCCAGUGCAGUCAGAAGAUCAGCUAAGAACGUUUCUGUCUCUGCUGUUGAAGAACAACCAACUGAACCAAAACCUGUAGAUACCACUUUUGAUCCAAAGAUGAGGCCAACCCAAGAAGAAGAAGAAGAAUCCAAGAGGGUUUGUAAUGGUUCUUUGUUUAUGAAGGAGAAAGUAAUGAUCAGGUAUAGUGAGUGUAGGAAGAACCAUGCGGCGAACAUUGGUGGUUAUGCUGUGGAUGGUUGUAGAGAAUUCAUGGCUUCAGGAGAGGAAGGAACAAGUGGUGCCCUCAUGUGUGCUGCCUGUAAUUGCCACAGAAAUUUCCAUAAAAAAGAGGUGGAUGGAGAGACCAGCUUCUUAUGUGAUUGCUCAUCGGAUUCCACCACUCGGAAAUGACUUGAUUUCCCUAGAAUUCAAAUGGG
Molecule: messenger RNA, 491 nt
Organism: Telopea speciosissima
Lineage: Eukaryota; Viridiplantae; Streptophyta; Magnoliopsida; Proteales; Proteaceae
Product: mini zinc finger protein 1-like
Exons: 1
Coding region: 31-465 (144 amino acids)
Biological process (GO): regulation of DNA-templated transcription; regulation of developmental process
Cellular component (GO): nucleus
Molecular function (GO): DNA-binding transcription factor activity; transcription cis-regulatory region binding
Source: RefSeq, a predicted model, not a curated record